This is a messenger RNA of Amborella trichopoda, 4977 nucleotides long. Its product is annotated as ARM repeat superfamily protein. The record is from RefSeq and is a predicted model, not a curated record. Gene Ontology annotation, cellular component: integrator complex. NCBI's taxonomy places the organism in Eukaryota, Viridiplantae, Streptophyta, Magnoliopsida, Amborellales, Amborellaceae. Gene Ontology annotation, biological process: snRNA 3'-end processing.
UAUUCUUGAAUGGGAUGAUAAUCAGCCUCAAUAUGGUUGGUUCGAUCAUGAGAUAUACUGGAUUGAUGACAAUUCUAAUCGCAUUGAUAUUAUUCCCAUGGAGAGGUGUGGGCAAGGAGCUCCUAAAUUAAAGAGAAGCACUUGAAUCUGGAGAAUCUCAUCUGUGACAAAAGACAUACUGCAUUAUGCAGCUUUCGCAGUUAAUUUGGAAACAACUUGUUUCUUAAGAAGUGAGUCACAAAGAUAAUACAAUACCCUAUGGUUGAUCUUUUGAGUGUCUAAAAUUGCCUAAGCCCAAUCUGAGUCAACAUAUGAUAUAAGCGAAAGGCCAUAAGAUGCUGAGAAAAAGACACCGCAAUUAAGUGAAGAUGCUGAGAAAAAAAAUAUUACAACUAAGUGAUGAUCUGACAUAUGGAAUGAUACUCUGGACAACAUCCAUAUGGGUUAAGCGAGGAACCUGGACGAACUGGCCAACAAAAUGAACUGGAUAACUGAUAUCUUACUUGGUAAUGGUGAGACAUUGCGGUCCCCCAACUAACUACAGUAGGGCACCCUAUAGGGUAGCGACUUCCUAUCAGAUGCGGAUAACCAAACAUUACGUUCUGUUGGGUUAUCUACAAUUAAAGUCAGUGAAAGUUGGCCUGGGAGAUAAGAUCACGAGCGUACUUUCAUAGAGUAACAAUGAUCCAAUGAUCCCUUGAGCAGACCAAGUAAUCUCUAAACCAAGAAAUAUGUCAUGCCUAUCAUUUGCAACUAAGAAGGGGAAGGGGAAGGGGAAGGGUUGGGCUCAGCAUAAUUUUUGUGGGUAGGCGAUGACAGGCACCAUCAAUUACCUGAAACAUCACCUAACAAAAAUUCAGGGUGAUGUACAACCAUGUGGCAAGGUGCCUGUGGCCGUUAAGGAGCAGAUAUGGAAGGCAAUGGAGGUAGCAAAAGGGAAACAAGUACGCAAAGAGAGGAUUUUUGAGGAGAUAGGGAGGGGAUAUUAUUCAUUUUAUGUAGGUGAUAACUCGACAAAGUUUGAGGCUCAUAUGGAGUAGGCUAGGCAGGCUAGUCUAGCAGACUUUCAUAAGAGGCGCAAAUCGACAAGAUAUUUGCUAGACAGGCAGGAGUUUCUAGAAGUUGUGAUACUGAACUUAUAGUGCCUCUCGAGCCUGUGGUGCCUGGCAUGAGAGUGUGGCCUUGGGCUACUUGGAUCAACUUCUAGUAGACUGAGAUGGUCAAUCUCAUCCUACCAUUUUGCUGCAGGUCGACCAUCUACUACUUCCCAACCUUGUCCCGACCCCGACCGUGACCCCGAAGCCGACCCUGAACCUGACCUUGACUCUCUAGACUUGGCCCCUGUAUGCCCCAAUAUCAACAGACGAAACUCAAAAGUCUUGGGGGAAUAAACCCUAGGAUAUGGUGAAGAAGUCAAUUGCAAUGUAGUUUUAUCAUAUUGCCAACCCAUUUCACGCAGCUAAGUCCCCAUAUUAUCAACUCAUGAUAACUGCAAAGCCUGAAGCCUGGCUGGUGUGAAGUCUCCAAUGGCAGAUGAGCUUGCAAGGAAGCUCCUAGACGAUGAGGUUGGUGAAGUAGAAUUAUACAUUCAAGAUUUUAAGUAGUCAAAGGGUGAUUCAGGAAUAUGUCAGAUGGUUGGGAGGCUGGGAAAGGGAAGCGCAUAAUGAAUUUUCUAGUCUGUUGCCCCAAGGGAACAAUUUCCCAAUCUAGUGUAGAUCUUUCCACAAGAGGAGGACGGGAAGGCUCUUCUUCAAGAAGCUUGAUACGGUAGAGAAAGAUGUUGUGGAGGACAAAGUGGUGCAGUAAAGGCUGGUAAGAAGUUGAUUUUGGAUAGUCCAAAUGAGGAAAUUGUCACUGAGAUGUUAUUCUCUCUCUCAAAACUUGCUUCUAGGUCAAUUCUUGUCCUGGAUGAACAGGUGGAUUUGUUGGUAUCCCUCCUUGGUCGGAAUCCUUUCUCUUCUAUUCAUGCAGUGGCUUUGAGAUGUCUUAGCUUCCUCUCCCCAAAAGCAUUUUGGUGUACCCCAUUUAAUUGUAACAUAGUCAAAAUACUGAUAAAUAUUGUCAAAAAUACAAAUAAUUUACUCGAUGAAGCACUUACAAUAUUAAAGAAGUCGUGCUGUUACAUUUUGUGUCACAUGGAUCAAUCCGAGAUACUGGAAUUAAUAUUGGUAGUCGAAAAUGCUUCUCGCUGUCAUAUUGUAUCGAAGAGAUAUGCAGCCCUCAGCCUUUUGGUUGAUAUAACAUGUAAUCUCAAAAGAAUGAGGAUACCAUUCUUUUGUGAUUCUCCAGAACUUUUAUCUCCUCAUUCUAUCGCAGAGAAUGUGGCUCUUGUCCCCUAUGGGAAAGCUUCAGCACCCUUACCGUGGCGUGUUGCUCUGUUAGUUAUUGAUCAGAUAUCCUUCCUGGUAAAAGGGCUUGAUCCCAAUAAAGCAACUAGAGAUCUCUCCCAUUAUUCUUCCACUAUUAUGAACGGUGUAUUUUAUGGAUUGAAACAGGAAUGUCAGAACUUGCUUAAGCUCCUUUUACUCCUUGUUGAAGAGUAUCCUCGGGUAGGUCUGUUGGCCAUUGAUAGAUUCAGAUGGUUAAUGGAAAUUCUAUUAGGCAUGCAAGUUAAUCCUGAGCUUGCAGGUUCUGAAGAUGAGAUUAUUCAAACCUGCAAGGAGAUUCCAAUAAGAAGUUUAUGCGUUCAUGAGUUCAGUGAAUUCAAUGAUGGAAAGGAAAAAUUUCCUAUUGAUUCUGGGCUUAUGGCAUGCAUUAGUCGGUUCUUGGCCACAUGUCUUGAUAUACUUGAUACAGUGGAUUUUUUUGAUUGUCAAGUAGUUGGUACACUGCAACUCCUUGUCGGACGCUUAACGAAAGCGUGCAUUAGUUUGCCUGGAAUAUCCCCCUUUCUGUUGCGAUCAUGUCUUAUUUGGCAUGGUCAAGUCCGAGCACAGGGCAUAUCUCAUUUAAAUUGCAAGAUUAGCUCGGAAUGCUUGACUUUGGAAUUUGCAAAGAAAAUGAUAAUGAGCAAAGAAUUAUGGGUAGCAUACAAAAUUGGUGUUUUUGCUGCUUGUCAGGGUGCUUGGUUUGUGGCCGUGUUCACUUUUCAGCAAUUGCUUGAUCGGGUGCAGUUAGGUCCUUGUCAUUUUUGGCUGAAAUCAUUGGCACAGUUUGCAGAGGCAGAAAGUGGAAUCCAAUUGCUGCUCUUUCCAAGGAAUGACACUGAGUGGCUGAAGACAAUUGAAGACAAUAGAACAUUCUGCACUACUUUCGCUGAAGUCAUUGCUCAAGAGUCUACCUGCAAUUCUGAUAUGUUUUCUUGCUCUGAUAUUAUUGCCAUGGCACAUAGGGCAAUCUCUUCUUCAGGGGAAAUAUUGACAGGUGCUGUUACAUUGAAGUCAGCCUUUUAUUUUCAAAGGUGGUUCUUGAGUCUUCACGCAAAAUAUCUUGGAAUUUUAGUGAACAUAAUGGGGAUGUUGAGUUCCAAUAUUUUCAUUGAUGAAACUGUUGAAAAUGUGGUGACCCAGUUGGAAGGUGUAUGGGAAAAGAAAGCUCAAGAUAUGCUCACUUUGGAGCGUCGAUUUCUUCAGGCUUCAGAUAGUUUGAGGAGGUUAGCAGAAGAGCUUGAUCUUCUUAAGAUGUCUUUCAUGGAUAUGAACUACAAAGGCUUUAGAAGCAUAACAUAUGUUGCCUUGGGCUGUUCACUGCUAGCAUUUUGUGCUACCUUUGUUGUUUACUUUCCAAAGUUGCCUAAUUAUGAAACUUCAAAAUUUUCAAGAAACUCGAGAGGGGCUCUGGACCUGGUUCAAGAUCUAGCUCAACGUUUGUGGCAUGAAGACAGCAAGAUUAGCAAAGACCUCGAAUACUUCUCCACAAUUUUUGGGGAGGUGGAAAGUUUCACAGAGGCAGGGGUACGAAUGUCAAGUAAAGGAUGUAAAGAAAGGGCUGGUCUAGACAUUUGUAGGUUUUCUGUAUCUGGUGUCAUUAAUUUGCAAGCGAAAGCUCAAGGAGUAAAAGAUGAAUUCGAUUUAUUUAAAGUACACAGUGAAGGGCUAAAGCUUAUGUUAGACAUUAUUAUGAAGUGGAUUUUCUUGCCUUCUCAGAUUCCAUUUUACUUCUUUCAAACAAGGCCCUGUAUUGGAGCUGAGAUCUUUGCAUCAAAUUCUGAUGGUGGAAGCCCCAAUGCAAUAAUAACCAUUCCCCCAGGCUUCCAACUAUCUUUGAACCUCUGCCUCCAAACAAAGAACAUGCCAUCCAAGGGUGUUUCUCGGAUAGCUAAGAUUUACUGCAUAAUUGCAGCCCGCCAGUCUGAUCAAAUAAUAGAAGGAAAUGAAGAAGCCAUGGCGCAACAGGGGUUGGGGUUUUGCCCUUCUAAAACAGAGGAAAUGUUGGUUCUUAACAAGGAGUUACUACUGUACAUGAAGAGAGAUGUUAAGGGUAGUGUUGGGAUAUCUGAAGGGCUAGAUAAUAGUGGGCUUGUGAAAUCUUUUGUGUGUUUUGAACCAAAUGGAAGGGGGCAAGGUUUCUCUACAUCUUUGCUUGAUGUUUCUAACUUUCCAGAAGGCACAUAUAGGAGUAUUUGGCACAGUUGUUGUAUUGAUAGUAAGGGUCGUUGCUGGAGUUUGCUGCCUCUUAACAUGGGUCCAUUCUUCAGUAUCAGGAAGCCUCCUCCCCCAGCGUGACCUCUUGUCAUUCGGGUCCGGGUAGAGGUAUACAAGGCAUAUGAAGCCGCCUCCAUUUUUCCUGCACGGUGUUUACAUAUGUAAAUAUUUUUCUUGUGUAAAUAUUUAAGCACGAACCAAUUGUGAAAGUCUUAGGAAAAUAUCGAUGAAACUUAGAUAAUAAACAAGGACGCGACCCAAAGGAGGACAAUAUAUACAGUAUUGAAACAAAGGAAAAUUUAUGUAAAUGUCUCAUAUCUUUUGAAAUUUAUAAAAUGUCCCUAAUAUUUUAUAAAAUGUCCCGAAUGUUAUAUAAAAUGUAACCAUUUUUUAA